CAACGACCACGUCCCUGACUGCGACGACCGCGUCGCAGCGGACAGCGGCGGCGAUGGUGGAGGCCGUCGUGGAUAGCUUCCAGAAGCCGUGGCAGUCGUUGUCGGGCGAGUCGUUGGUGCAACUAGAGCAAGAAGAGCUGCAGCAGCAGGUGAUGAAACAGUCAUUGAAAAAGCCGCCACAACAGCAGCAGCAGCUGCUGCACAUGCUGCAGUCACCACUUCAAGAGUCCCGGGAGCAGCAGCAGGAGCUGCAACAGCAACAACAGCAGGAGGAGGAGCUGCAACAGAUUUUGAGAGAUUUGCUGAUGGAACAGACAACACAGCAGGGCGGUGUGCUGCAGGACAGGCUGAGAUUGCUGGAUGUCGGAGAGGCCUUACUGCGACUGAUGCCGCAGGAGCAGGCAGACCGCCUGGAUGACAUCCUCAGAGGCUAUGGACUGCUGUCGGCCGACGGCCAGUGCUUCGCCUUCGCGAACGUUUCGUGGACCGAUUGCAAUAAUUUGAUCCGGCGCCGCGUCGUAAGGAGGAGCGCCGAGUCACGUGCCAGUGGUGAGCGAGUGCCCAUUGGGGCGCUCGUGGUGGCGUCGCCGUCCACGUUACGUCCCACCCACGUCGACAACAGCGGGCUUCUCUUCUCCGAUGAAGCCGACCGACCCUCCACCGGCAGCGACGACUUAAGGUCGUGGAAUCACACUGUGAAAUCGUAAUUUAACGCGCGCCUAAGGUGG
Messenger RNA from Dermacentor silvarum, 728 nucleotides. Its product is annotated as spindle pole body component 97-like. The coding region runs from base 54 to 707 and encodes 217 amino acids. Lineage: Eukaryota; Metazoa; Arthropoda; Arachnida; Ixodida; Ixodidae. The transcript is spliced from 2 exons. The record is from RefSeq and is a predicted model, not a curated record.